AUGCCCAUCCCGCGAUAUGGAGUCUGGAAAGGCACCGCGACAAAAUGGGACGGUCGCCAGAAGCCCGGACACGGCCACAUCACCUUCACCGAUGGUAAGAGCUCAGGGUUGGAUGCGGCGGUCAACAUCCAGUCCGAGUCGCAGGAUAAGCGCCUCGUGUACUGGCUGCUGCGCGACUUUGACCAGACACACCCGGUGGCGCAGAAGCUGGCGACGCUCGACCCCGGCUUCUACGCACAGCAGGGCCCCAACAGCCUUGGCCUCGACUUUUUGCGCGGCAACUUCCUCGACGUACACAAGGGCAUCCUGGUGUCGAACCAGUCGCAGGCCGAGAAGCUGCAGGCCGAGCGGUCGCACGGCAGCGAAGCCUCGCGCGAGGAAGGGGCGGCGGCUGCCGCCACUACGGGCGGGCCGCACGACAUCCUCGGGUACCUGAACCCGAUCCUCAACCGGGCCGUGGCCGAGGGCGCCGACAUGUACAUCUACGGGCAAAAGUACCCGGCCAGCAGCAAGCUGCAGGGCAUCCACGACAUCCACAUGAAUCAGGGCAACGCGGGCCAGUGGAAGGGCGACAACGGCACGUACCAGGACGGCGGCAUCAUCGUCGCCUUCUCGGACCACUGGGAGGGCAUCUUUCUAGCGUUUGCCGUGCAGACAUACCAGACCGACGACGGCGGCCAGCCCAUCGGUCAGACAUUUGCGCAGCUGCUGUCGGGGCAGACAGACCCGGGGACUGAGACGCCCCCGGCACCUCCAGCCGGCGACGACGACGACGACGACGACGGCACCAGACCCCAGCCGCCGUCGCGCCCGCUCACCGUGUCGAUCCAGGCGGCGCUCGUCAACCCCGUCGGGCCCGACGAGGCGGCCGCGGCGCACGGGCAGGGCGAGACCGUGUACCUGCUCAACCGCGGCGACCAGCCGGUGGCACUCGAGGGCUGGACCAUCGCCAACGGCGCCGGGCAGGCGCAGACGCUGCGCGCCGUGCAGGUGCCCGCGCACAGCAAGCGGGCCAUCGCCGUGCCGGCCGUGCCGCUCAGCAACAAGGGCGGCUCCAUCACGCUGCGCGACGCCCACGGCAAGCUGGUGCAUGCGGUCAGCUACUCUAAGGAGCAGGCUAGGAAGGAGGGCGUGCUCGUCUACUUUGAGCAGCAGGGCGUGAGGGGCUGA
This is a messenger RNA of Lasiosphaeria miniovina, 1170 nucleotides long. RefSeq lists its product as uncharacterized. The record is from RefSeq and is a predicted model, not a curated record. Lineage: Eukaryota; Fungi; Ascomycota; Sordariomycetes; Sordariales; Lasiosphaeriaceae. Bases 1 to 1170 code for a protein of 389 amino acids. The transcript has a single exon.